GGCAACCUGCAACAGUAUGUGCGCAUGUUAAUCUUAGAGGAAAACUAAGUUUGUUAAAAGGGUUUUCUUGUUACUAGUGACGGGAGGGAGAAGAGAGAGAGAGAGAGGAGGAGGAGGAGGAGGAGCGCGUUCCUCUCUGCCUCGCACUAACAAGGCUCAGUUUAGUUUGUUUCGCUAGGGGAGGAGAGAGAAACGGAAGGGAGGAGAUAGCCAUUAGCCCAUGGAGGCGAGGAGCUCCAUUCCCCUUUUCUUUCCCUUCUCCGCCUGCACGUCUAACGAAAAGAGCAAUCUUUCCCUUCUUCCCUGCUUUUGCAGGAACAAUGGCCGAGAGCAAGCGGUUCGACACAAAGAGCCCAGGCUGCCUGGAAGGCUUGUUCAACUUCCUUGCCCUCAACCAACGGUUGCAAAUGCCGAAGAUGAUUGCCUACCGAAAGCACAGCGAAGGAAAUAACAAUACCCUCAGAGUGAAAGUUCCAAAGCCCAAAAAUCGCGGUGAAAAAGAUGAGACUAUUCCGAAGGAAACUAACAAUGUUUCUCCAACGGCAAAGGUUCGCAUGUUCAUAUGGAGGACACUCAUGUUCAAGAAGAAAACACCCAGGAAAGAUCAAAAGAAGAGCAGCUCCCCAUCCUCAUCACGUCUGUUGCGCUCCAGAUCAAUCCAUCACUCAAAAUGCUUUGAUUAUGUGGCUCCUGACGAGUUGGCUGCCCAUUACCAUACAAUGAACAACUCGAGCUCCAGUGAGAUGGGUUCUUGUCACAGUGAACCACCAUUGUCACACGAGAGCCUGCAACAUCCCAUUAACCAAGAGCCGUGCAAGGCUUGUGGAAGCCUUGGUGGCAAAGAUAGCAUAGAUUUGGAGGCACCCUGUGAGAUUGCACCUAGGGAUCUUACUGGCGAAAAUGAGGCCUCCAAGCAGAAAAUCCGUGAUGCUGCAACUCAUCACUCACAGGAGUUCAUGGAUUUCCUUGAACUGUUUAAUGCACACAGGGAACUAUUUCUCAAGAUUCUCCAUGAUCCUUCAUUGCUAGUUACACCUGAACAGCAAGGGAAAGAAGCUUCCUCCAGUGGUGUUGUACCACUGAACAAAUUGGAAUCAUUUCCAAGACCGGGGGGAUCAUCAGGGAAACGUAACCCUAUAUUUGAUCGGAGUGACAGUGAGAAAAACAGGAGGUCAGAAAUCCAAAGGUCACCCUCAAGGCCUAAUUCAGACCUAGAUGCCACAAAAGUCAUCAGUACAAGAAUGCCUACCGGUGUUGAUGGUUCAGCAGUUUCUCUUGCAGAAUCAAGAAGCUUGAAGAAAACUGGAACCACUUCAAGUCGUUUUAAAGCUAUCAGUAGGAAGAUCAAAGAUGUUGUAAAGGAGAACCGGAAAGAGCUUGCUCGGAUUACCAAAGAUGGAGUUUUCCACAAACUGCCAUAUGGCCAAAAAAUGUCUGCACUUACCAGGAGCCCCUCCACAGAGAAGUUUGUCCAGGAGGAGAAACAAAUACGAAGAUCAUAUUCUAUUGCAGAAUCAGUAGACAAGUAUUCAACACUGUAUGAGUCAAUCUCGAGGGACUCGAAGGUUUCUCCAGAAAGAUUAAGUAUAACGAUGGAAGGCAGCGUGAGCUUAAAAGAUAAGAAGCCACCAACGGGUUUCAAAAGAAUAACUUCUCUUCCAGAGAUGCGGUUAUGUUCACCUCACCAAGAGGUCCCAGCUGAAGUUUUAGAUUAUCGGAUUGGGCCCAAGACUUACAAUGUGGAAUCUGAUCGCUUUUCUUCACGCCGAACUAAUUCCUUUGUUAUCUAUUCAGAAGGAAAUUUCUAUCCUGAUGAUGUCACAGAAAGAUCAGGAGAUAUUCACCAUGAACUAAAUUAUGAAGAAGCUGCUUUUGUAGGCUCCUUGGAAGAGGAUUUCCGUAGCAUCCUUCGAAGUCCAAGUUUAUCUUCUUUUGGUCAAUCUUUCUCCCACCGCCGCAUCAAUAGUUUACCUUCUUUCGAUCGUUCUUUCUUCCAAGAUCGCACUGGCAGUUUUACAGAGCGUUCUAUAGCAGAUUCGGAGCCGACAUUCGAAAACAUGCAACUUGGGGAUGAGGACUGGCUAGUCAAGCCACCACAGCCCCCAGGAGCAUAUGCAGCCAAUUUCAAGGAUGAAGAGUGGCUGGUCACACCACUAAAGCGCUCAGGUGUUGUCAACGCUACUGAUCAAGAGGAUGAAGAGUGGUUGGUCAAGACAUCACAACUAUCAGGUGCCAAGGGUGUUGAUCUCGAGGAUGAAGAGUGGUUAGUCAAGCCAGGGCAGCCCUUAAGUACUGAUGCUUUGGAUUCAGAAUUCCACUUUAUACAUGAAUUUGCCGAACAAGAUGCCGCGGAACCGUUGCACAUUUAUGUCAGCGACAAGAAUGAGGCUGAUUUCCAGUAUGUCAAGGGCAUACUCAAGAAAUCAGGAUUCAGCUGCGGCGAGGUCGACUGGUAUGCAUCCAAUCAGCCAGUCAGCCCUGUGAUCUUUGAGGAAGCAGAAUGCUCAUGCCAGGAACUCGGCAUGGUAAAGGAUGACCCACACAAUAUUGUCAGGCAUAUGCUCCUUUUUGAUCUUAUCAAUGAAGUCCUACUGGACAUAUAUGACUCUUCCCUAGUCAUUGGCUCAUGGCAUUCACGCUUCGAUUUACGAACCAGACCGAUUCCCAUGGGGUCUCAUGUCCUUGAGGAGGUGUGGGCAAAGGUGAGCUGCUAUCUGAGCCUGCAAUGGAAGCAAGGCCAGACGGUGGAGGACAUAGUGGCACAUGAUCUUAUGAUGAAAGACAAUUGGAUGAACCUGGUAUAUGACGCCGAGUAUGCCGCGUUGGACUUGGAGGAUCUGAUGGUGGAAGACUUUUUGGAUGAUGUUGUUAUUCAGAUAGUGUUAGAGUCAAUUGAUGAAUGACUAUUAUGAGCUAAUUUUCUUCGGCAGAUUGAGCUUUGCAGUAAUUUGUUAGCGCAUAAGGCUGAACAGUAACGUGCUCCAGAAGAAUGGUACCUGAUAGAUGGAUAACUGGUCUAGCACUUAACCAUCUACACUUACUGUGAAGAUCAUUUUACCAGAAUUGCCAUUCUGGCAACUGUCAGAUGCAGUAGAUGUUAGCAAUGUUUAGAUAUUGUUAGGACAGAAAGUAGAGAAUAGACAGGAAAUAGGUAGCAGAGGGCUGAAUGUAACAUUUGACAGGCAGAUCUGCUUGAUUUCUACUUGUAUCAUACACCUAUUAAUUGUAACCAAACUUUCAUGAGUUCUUAAUAGUCAGUA
Messenger RNA from Phragmites australis (common reed), 3260 nucleotides. RefSeq lists its product as uncharacterized. The transcript has 6 exons. NCBI's taxonomy places the organism in Eukaryota, Viridiplantae, Streptophyta, Magnoliopsida, Poales, Poaceae. The coding region runs from base 321 to 2903 and encodes 860 amino acids. The record is from RefSeq and is a predicted model, not a curated record.